Molecule: messenger RNA, 4044 nt
Organism: Rhipicephalus sanguineus (brown dog tick)
Lineage: Eukaryota; Metazoa; Arthropoda; Arachnida; Ixodida; Ixodidae
Product: cell division cycle and apoptosis regulator protein 1
Exons: 26
Coding region: 90-4010 (1306 amino acids)
Biological process (GO): regulation of DNA-templated transcription
Cellular component (GO): nucleus
Source: RefSeq, a predicted model, not a curated record
GAAAACACUGAGAACGCCUCUGGAGCAGUUGGUCGCUUGGCUUGGGCUUGGGCGCUUGGGGUGGUAUUCGACGUGGAAAUUGCCUUUAGAUGUCUCAGUUUGGAGGUGCUGGCAAAAAUCCACCAUGGAUGAGGGCAACUGAACUUCCUCUAACAGGAAGUGCAAUGCUGGCUCAAGCUGGCGCCAGCCUGGCGUCGGCACUCACACAGCCUCAAACAGCGGUGCAGCAGCAACAAACGCAACCUUUUGGCACUAACCUGGCUGCGCUUGGCCUUGCGCAGAAUGCACUGCAGGCCACAACAGUUCUUUCACAGCCUGGCCUUGCAAUUCCAGCAUCACUAGCCACAUCACCUCAGCUGGCUGACACAAGUGUUCUGGCACGAGAUGAACAACUGCAGUUUGAGUUCCUCGACCAUCGGAAGCAAGCUGGUCUGGGUCUCUCGGCCGCAUCAUUGGCGGCAUCAGGGGGUGCAAGUCUUGGCUAUGGCACAACACAAGCGGCAGCUGCUCGGCUUCUUGGUGCAGCUGCUGCAACUACUGGUGUCACCUCACCAUCUACAAAACAGCGCGUCUUCACAGGCACUGUGACAAAGCUGCACGAUAACUUUGGCUUUGUUGAUGAAGAUGUGUUCUUUCAGACGUGUGUAAUCAAGGGAACCAUGCCAAAGGUUGGUGAGAGAGUGCUGGUUGAAGCCUCAUAUAAUCCCAACAUGCCAUUCAAGUGGAAUGCCUAUCGUAUACAGCUUUUGGCCAACCAGAUGAAUGCUUCUGUUGGUGUUCGCUUAAACAGUCAGAUUACACCAAGUAACCAGACCAGCACUAGUGCAGCCAUGGCAGCACAGACGCAGUACAUCAACUCCUUGACUUCCUCAGAGAACAAGAGCAGUCGCUCUGAUGGGGAAAAGCUUUCUUACAGUCAGUUAAUUGAGAGGACAGAGAGCAGGCACAGGGCAGAGUACUCGAGCAGCAACACAAGAAAUGCAACCAGACGUAGUUCACCCAGUAGGCGAGACCGUGACAUGCGCCAUGAUGACCGACGAGACCGCUACCGGGACCGCAACAGCAGUCGGGAUUUUGACAAAGAUCGAAGGCCCUAUGAUCGUAACCAGGACCGUCCAUCUGACCGGAGCUCAGAUCGAAACCAAGACAGAAUGCAAGAUCGUGAUCGAGUGCCAGACAGGGAUCGCUUACAAGAUCGUGACCGAGAUAGAAUGAUGGACCGUGAUCGUCUUCAAGACAGGCUGCCUGAUCGGUUGCAAGAGAGAAAUAGGUCACCUAUUCGAGAUCAUAGAUCAAGAGAUCGAGAUCGUGAUAGGGAAAGGGAUCGAGAUCUGCGAGGCCCGGCACAGUCACCUGAUCGUGAUUAUCGAGGGCCGGGUCAAGAUCAUGAUGGCAGCAGCACUUCAUCACUGGUUCGCAAGCAUCCCUUGUCACCUCCUCGACGAGGCGGGGGUGGCUCUCCGCCACGGCGCAAACCACGGAUGAUGCCUCGCUAUGUGGUGGACAUUCCUGGAGUCUGCUUAGAGCAGCGGGAGCUUGGUGUGGUGGACUUGCGCAAGCGCUACCCAAACAUGUACAUACCAUCAGACUUCUUUCAUGCGUACAUCUGCUGGCAAGAGUGCUUUCCAUUACACCGCCCUUUUGGCCUCAACUACCCAUGCUGUUUCCAAGUCCUGCCAAAAGACACCUGUCCUCCACCACCCUCUCUGCUCACUGUAACCCAGUUGGAGUCUUCGUUGCCUCCGGCUGUGCUAGACCCCCCAGACAUAGAUUUCUCCUUCAGUGCCAAGGUGAUGCUGCUUUCAAGCCCCUCUUUGGAAGAGCUGUAUCAGCAGACCUGUGCCCUGGCUGAGGAUGAAUCUCGAUUGGGGACUGCAAUGCACCCAGCACGUGUGCUCUCCUUUCUGGUGGGCCUCAAAGGCAAGAGCGAGACAGUGGCCAUUGGAGGGCCAUGGUCGCCAUCCCUUGAUGGACCUAACCCGGACUCUGACCCACAAACGCUGAUUCGGACAGCUGUGCGCACCUGCCGUGCCCUGACUGGCAUUGACCUCUCAGCCUGCACUCAGUGGUAUCGCUUCGCCGAGAUCUGCUACCGUAGGGAGAACCCCUCCCCCAACGGCGCCAAGGUUCCAUCGGCCACCCUGGAAAAAGUGGUGCUGUUCUUCCCCGACGUGUGGCGCUGCAUGCCCACCCGACAGGAGUGGGCCGACCUGGAGCUGCGGCUGCGCAACGCUGACGACACAGCUGCAGACGACUCGACAACGGCAGGCGACACAGCGGCUCCUUCCAAGGAAGAAGAAAAUGCUGCAGGGGAGACCAGCACAAAGGAGCCGACUCAUUAUGCUGAUUUGGAUCCUAAAACAAUGAAGGUUGGUGACCUACGUGUGGAGCUGGAGGUGCGUGGCUUGUCCACGAAGGGCCUGAAGUCACAGCUAAUAGCACGGCUGAGCAAGGCCCUCAAGGCAGAGGCAGAAAUGGCUGAAGGCAAUGAGGAGGAAGAGGAAGAGGAAGAAGCUGAGGAGGAGGUUGAGGAGGAGGAGGGUGAGGGUGAAGAUCCUGUUGAGGAGGCUGUCCUGGAUGAAGUCAAAGAGGAUGUGUGCGAUGAGCUCAAAGAAGAUGAAGAUGCUGAUGGGCCUGAAGAAGAGAAGGAGGCUGGUGGUGACACUGAAGAAAAGCAAGAUGAAUCAAUGGAUGUUGCCAAGGAAGAAACCAUGGAAGGAGCCAAGGAUGAGGCAUCAGUAAAAGCAACAAAACCUCCACCAAAUGUUGGGAAGCCACUGCGAUAUGAGGACCUGCCUAGCCAACCAAGCAUUCUAGUGUACCCAUCACGUACAGCUAAAGGAGGCCGUUUUGACUGCUCAGUCAUGUCUUUGUCCCUACUGCUUGACUAUCGCCAAGAGGACAACAAGGAGCACUCUUUUGAGGUGUCACUGUUUGCAGAGCUCUUCAAUGAAAUGUUGAUACGGGACUUUGGUUUCAACAUCUACAGAGCUCUACUAGAAGCCCCUGAGCAAAAAGAGGAGAAGAAAAAAGAUGGUGGUAAAGAGUCAGACAAAAAAGGUGAUCGUCGGGAUGAUCGGAAGUCGGAUCGACGCCGAGACCGCAAAGAUGAUGAAAAGAAAACAGAUGACCAAGAUGAAAGUGAUGCUGCUUCAGAACAGUCUGAUGGGGAAGGUGAUUCUGAAGAAAACAAAGAGAAACGAGUGCGCAAAGAGAAUCGUCCUCAGCAGCAGCGUACACUACAGCGUCAUCUGCUUCUCUCAUUCAUAUAUUUCGACCAGAACCAAUGUGGUUACUUGCAGGACAGAGACCUUGAAGACAUUUUUUACAUUAUUGGCCUUGAGCUCUCGCGUGGUCAGGUUCGGCGCCUUCUUCAGAAAGUGUCAAAGCGUGAAACAGUGCGAUACAGAAGCCUAACUGAUGCACCAGUUUGUCCCGAGGACAUUGUUGAGGAAGCACCUGUGGGUGAUCAAGAAAUGGCGGAUGACGACGAAGUGCCUGGUGAUGAGCAACCAUCAGAACAAGACCUGCAAAUCAUUGCCAUGGGCAACCGUGGUCUCCUGAUGAAGUCCGAGGAUGGCCUACCAGAGAGCAAUGCUACUGAACCUUCAGCUGCCUUGGAUUCUGCUGGUGGUGCUGCCGGGGCUAAACUAGUCUUCCAUGAUGGAGCCCUACUAGAUGUAGGAAAGUUGCUGCGACAGGUGGAACGCAGUGAGAGAGCCCGCACAAGCUCGGAAACCCGCUUGAAGGAGUUGAUUGAAGCCUUGGCUGAAGUGCGUGAAUCGUGGGAGGCAUCUCGACAAGAAGUUUUGAAAACACAGAUUGAUUUGGACCAGGCACGUCGCCAGCUAGUUGUCGUUGAAGACGACUUGUGCUCAUCACGUAAGGCUGCCCAGGAGCUGCGGCUGGCCCUACAAAACUGCAGGCAACACUUACAGGCCACACUUGGGAGCCUGGAGACUGUGCUGGGUCGUAAGGAGCAUAGAGGCGACACCAAGAAUGACGAUUGAGUGCAUCAGUUUACAUUCACUUCUUUGGUUCCCC